CGAAAUGGGGGAAUAAAAGCUAAAUUUUGAGACUUAUUCCAAGAGUUAAGGUUAGUCUUAAAGAUAGCCAUCAAUUUAAAUAGUAAAUAAGAGAAAAAGAAAAAGAAAAGCACCACCAGGCACCAAAAUAGCAAAGAUAAAAACAGCAAAAGCUCUCUCUCUCCCUUUACCAACUUAGUUUAGCAGCUGCUAUAUCUCUGACCACCCUAGCUAUAAGUCCAUAACUUUUCUUUCUUUCUUUCCAUGGCUCCACUCUCACUCUCCAACCAGCACCCAUUAAUCUCCUCUCUCUUCUCCUCACACCCAUUGUCAUAGUGAUGGAUAUGCUUGGAAUUCUGGCGGUGGACGGAGCAAAUUCUCCGACGUCUUCCAGCACAACAUGGUGUGUGGCUAGGAGUGAUGCGAGCACACAGGCUCUUCAGACAGCCUUGGACUAUGCAUGCGGAGCUGGAGCGGACUGUUCUCCAAUCCAAUCCGACGGACUAUGUUAUCUCCCAAACACCAUCCAAGCUCAUGCCUCUUAUGCCUUCGACAGUUAUUACCAGCGCCAGGCUAAGGCCCCUGGUUCUUGCGGCUUCUCCGGCACUGCCACCAUUGCCCAAACAGACCCCAGUUAUGGAUCUUGCGUGUACCCAUCUUCUACAAGGUAUGUUGCUCUUGCCCCUUCUUUUAAUUUCUUUUACCAAAAAAUAUAGUCUUAGAUUUUAUUCCUAGGAUGCACUAUUUCAGUGGAUGACUAAAUUUAUGUGUUUUAAUCUAAACGUUACAAUCUAGCUGUAUAUUAACAAUUGAAUCUCAUAAACCAAUGUAAUGUAUGAAUUUCUAGUUUAGUUUGAGUACAUUUCUUCAUUGAAUGUUUUGAUAAUUUGAUAUGGUGAUUGAAAUUAAGUUUCUUCAUGUUCACGCAAUUGGAUCUUUCUCUUUUUCUUCGUUAGAAAUUUUAGGAGAUUAGAAAAUAAAGACAUGGCUUUAUAUGAUGAAUAUUGAGAAGAAAAACAC
Messenger RNA from Pyrus x bretschneideri (Chinese white pear), 999 nucleotides. RefSeq names its product PLASMODESMATA CALLOSE-BINDING PROTEIN 3-like. The record is from RefSeq and is a predicted model, not a curated record. The transcript is spliced from 2 exons. NCBI's taxonomy places the organism in Eukaryota, Viridiplantae, Streptophyta, Magnoliopsida, Rosales, Rosaceae. Bases 318 to 695 code for a protein of 125 amino acids.